AGUUAUAUAAACAGGGGGAACAAUGAUUUUCACCUCGACGACAGCAGACGACGUGUUCAUUUUGUAAUAAUUCUUGUCUGUACAUACAUACAAGAGCCUAGCUUCUUAAAGGCACUGCACUGACUGAAGGAUAAAGUUGAAGAACUUCGCAGUUAUUCAUCGUAAGGAUAAAGCUUGUUAACUGAACCAGAAUGAAGUUUCCUACGUAUGGAUUUUGUAUUUUGUUUAUAUUUCACGUCGUUAUACAAAUUCAAUCCAAACCGACAGACACCGACAUGACACUAGACGAUGCACUAGCAAAUGUGGAAAACGAAGCUGGUGAUAAAAGAGGUUGGAAUAACCUUUCCGGAAUGUGGGGCAAACGAGGUUGGAACAACUUAUCAGGGAUGUGGGGCAAACGAGGCUCUAGCUGGAACGACUUGUCCGGAAUGUGGGGCAAGCGAGGGUGGAACAAUCUAUCAGAAAUAUUGGGAAAACGAAGCUCUGGAUGGAACAACUUGUCUGGAAUGUGGGGUAAGCGAGGAUGGAAUAACCUGUCAGGAAUGUGGGGGAAAAGAAGCAGUAAAUGGAACAACCUGAAAGGUCUUUGGGGUAAACGAGCCAUAUCUCCGCUUGACGAAGAAAGGAUAGCCUGGGAUAUUGUAGAAUCUGAUAAUUUUCCAUCUGUGAAUCAUCAAUUACUGGCGAACAUUCUCUCCGAGGACUGAGCUGGUAUCUUCGGCGUUUAGUCUCCAAAUCCACAACAUACAAACUUACAUAUGUUCUUGUAGAUUCAUAACUACAAAUAUAAAUUCGAUUAAUCAUAUAAUCUUAAUUUUUCUAACCUCUUUAGAUGAUGAAAUUAGUUGUUGCGUUGCUGUUCAACUUAUGCUGUUGUUCUAUAUAAAUCUAACGGUUUUUUUUUUCAAACAGAACUGUAAACUAAGUAUCUUUUAGUGAUAGUAAAAAACGAUUAUGUGGUAUGAAUGAACUUCUGAUGUAACAAAAAUGAUCAUUAAAAACCUUGAAAGAUUC
Molecule: messenger RNA, 1014 nt
Organism: Limulus polyphemus (Atlantic horseshoe crab)
Lineage: Eukaryota; Metazoa; Arthropoda; Merostomata; Xiphosura; Limulidae
Product: prothoracicostatic peptide-like
Exons: 4
Coding region: 192-707 (171 amino acids)
Source: RefSeq, a predicted model, not a curated record